Molecule: messenger RNA, 2449 nt
Organism: Micropterus dolomieu (smallmouth bass)
Lineage: Eukaryota; Metazoa; Chordata; Actinopteri; Centrarchiformes; Centrarchidae
Product: kinesin-like protein KIF1C
Exons: 21
Coding region: 620-2449 (609 amino acids)
Biological process (GO): cytoskeleton-dependent intracellular transport; microtubule-based movement; vesicle-mediated transport
Cellular component (GO): dendrite; axon; microtubule
Molecular function (GO): ATP hydrolysis activity; plus-end-directed microtubule motor activity; microtubule binding
Source: RefSeq, a predicted model, not a curated record
ACCCGCCGCGCGGCCAGGCCACCGGCCAGCCUCUCUGCUUCUCUCUCCCCCUCUCUCUUCUCUCUCCCCGUCCUUUCUUACUCCGUUUUCCGUUAAAACCUUCGGUUCACGCUCGGUUUACCGUCGACCCCCCUCCCGGCCCUCCGGCGCAGCAGCAGGAGAACCGGACACCGGGCGGACAAACAGCCGGAUUACCGAGUUUCUGCCGUGAUUCUCCGCCCCGCAGCCCGCAGCGGGCCGCAACUUCCCCUCGGUCUGUUUCACUUUUUUUUUUUUUUUCACUUUUUCCCACCGACGGGGACGUUAACCAGACGGUGACGUCAGCCCCGUGAUAAGUGGCGGAGCAGCUGCCGCCGCCGUUACACCGGAGGAGACGACGUUACCCGUCUGUGUGUCCCGGUACCGACAGGCCCGGACCAGGACCAGGACCAGGACCAGGACGGCUGUUUCACGGGCUGAACUCUCUGCACCGCCGUCUGUCCGACUGUCUGUCUGUCUGUUUGUUUGUUUGGUUUUCUGAACGGAGAGAUGGGCACCGUGUAAACGGAACAGCGCGUGGCUUCCACGAGACUCACGGUUUCCUCUGGUCCGGUAGAGGUGGGGCGGGCGGAGCUGAGUGAUGGCGGGGGCGUCGGUGAAGGUGGCGGUGCGAGUCCGCCCGUUCAACUCCCGAGAGACUGGACGCAACGCCAAGUGUGUGAUCCAGAUGCAGGGAAACACCACCUGUAUCUCCAACCCCAAACAGGCCAAAGAUGGAGCCAAGAACUUCACAUUCGAUUAUUCCUACUGGUCACACACGACGGCGGAUGACCCCAGCUUUGCGUGUCAGAGGCAGGUGUAUAAGGACAUCGGAGAGGAGAUGCUGCUGCACUCCUUCGAAGGAUACAAUGUGUGUAUUUUUGCAUACGGCCAGACGGGUGCAGGGAAGAGCUACACGAUGAUGGGCAAACAGGAGCCUGGACAGGAGGGGAUCAUCCCACAGCUGUGUGAGGACUUGUUUCAGAGAACAGGAGAGAACACUGAUCCAGACCUGACCUACUCCGUGGAGGUGUCCUACAUGGAGAUCUACUGCGAGCGGGUCCGGGAUCUGUUGAACCCAAAGUCCCAGGGGACUCUGCGGGUCCGGGAGCAUCCCAUCCUGGGUCCCUACGUGGAAGAUCUGUCCAAACUGGCCGUGACCGGAUUCACUGACAUCCGGGACCUGAUGGACGCCGGAAACAAAGCUCGGACGGUUGCGGCCACAAACAUGAAUGAGACGUCGUCCAGGUCACAUGCUGUCUUCACCAUCGUCUUCACCCAAAAAAGACGAGACCAGAUGACCAGCCUGGACACCGAGAAGGUCAGCAAGAUCAGUCUGGUCGACCUGGCUGGAAGCGAGCGAGCGGACUCCUCGGGGGCCAAAGGCACUCGACUCAAGGAAGGAGCGAACAUCAAUAAAUCUUUGACCACGUUGGGAAAAGUGAUAUCAGCUUUGGCCGAAAUGCAGAGCAAUAAGAAGAGGAAAAGUGAUUUUAUUCCCUACAGAGACUCUGUUCUCACCUGGCUACUGAAGGAAAACCUGGGAGGGAACUCUCGGACGGCCAUGAUUGCUGCUCUAAGUCCUGCUGACAUCAACUAUGAAGAAACACUGAGCACCCUGAGGUAUGCUGACCGCGCCAAACAGAUCCGUUGUAACGCUGUGAUCAAUGAAGAUCCAAACGCCAAACUAAUCAGAGAGCUGAAGGCUGAAGUGGAACAUCUGAGAAACCUGUUGUUCUCCCAGGGCCUGCAGGAGCUGCUGGACAACGCCGUCAACAACAACAACAACAACGGCCCCGGCGGUGUUGCAGGUGUGUCCCCCUCCCCGCUGAAGCUUGCACUCACAGCCAAUGGGCUCGCACAGAAUAAUGGCUCCGCCCCUUCAGGUGCUGAGCCGGCAUCUGCAGGCGGCGCGCCUGCUGACCCUGACCACCUGAUCGAGGACGGAGAGGAAGGAGACGAGGCGGAGUCUACGGAGCCAAUCAGUAAAGAGGAAGCGGCGGAGAGGCUGAUGGAGACGGAGAAGAUUAUCGCAGAGCUCAACGAGACGUGGGAAGAGAAACUAAGAAAGACAGAAUCUAUUCGUCUGGAGAGAGAGUCCCUGCUGGCAGAGAUGGGCGUGUCCAUUAAAGAAGAUGGAGGAACGCUGGGCGUCUUCUCUCCUAAAGGAACGCCUCACCUGGUCAACCUGAACGAAGACCCUCUGAUGUCCGAGUGUCUCCUCUACUACAUCAAGGAGGGAUUCACCAGGGUUGGACAGCAGGAUGUGGACAUUAAGCUGUCCGGACAUUUCAUAAAGGAGAUUCACUGUGUGUUUGUCAGCGAGAUCAACGAUCAGGGAGAAGCUCAGCGGUGUGAGGAGACACUUCUGCUGAGGAGGAGAGGAACAUCGACGACUUCAGGACGGCUGUCAAAGGAAGAAGAAGCAUGA